AUGCACGAAAUUUUGACAUUACAAUUUGGACAUUUUACAAAUUUUAUAGGAACUCAUUUUUGGAAUACACAGGAUUCUUAUUUUUCAUAUGAUUUGGAAAAUGCUCAUGAACCAGGAAUUUUACACGAUGUACUUUACAGAUCAGGAAUUACUCAAAAGGGGAUUGAAACUUAUAUGCCAAGACUAUUGGUUUAUGAUUUAAAAGGUGGAUUUGGAUCAAUUAGAAAAAUGAAUAAACUUUAUGAGGAGGACCUUUCAGAUAAUAAAGAAGAAAUACAACAAAAUCAAAUUUGUUUAGAAAUUGAAGAGGAGGCAAUAAUAAAUUCUACAAAAGAUCCAAAUAUGAUGGAAAUUGAUUUUGAAGAAAAGUAUUUUGAUUUGGAUGAAAGUGUUAAGAUGUGGUCAGAUUUUAAUAAAAUUUAUUAUCACCCUAAAAGCAUAAAUCGAGUCACACAGUAUCAAUAUGAUGAUGAAUUCAUGCCAUUUGAUGUUUUUUCUUUUGGCAAAAAUGCUUAUUUAGAUCACCAAAAGGAAGAUGAGAAUUCAUUUGAUGAAAAUUUCAGAUUUUUUGCUGAAGAAUGUGAUUUAAUUCAAGGAUUUCAAAUAAUCACAAAUCUUAAUGAUGGAUUUGGUGGAUUUUCUUGUGGUUUUGUUGAACAAUUGAUUGAAGAAUAUCCAAAGAAAUCUGUUUUAACUUUUGGGAUCAAUGAAACUUUAAUAAAAAGCUCAAAUCAUAGUCAUUAUAUUAAAAAUAAUUUGAAUACGAUUUUAAGUUUAAUACAAUUGACAGACAUGUCAUCAAUGUUUAUUCCUAUGAAUGAACCUUCUAAUAAUAUAUUAAAUAAUAGUGAAUGGAACAAAUUUAUUCAUCCAAAUUUAGAUUUGUCAUAUCACUCUAGUAGUAUUAUGUCUGCUGUUAUAGAAUCAACCAUUUUACCUUUUAGAACUCGAAAUAAUUUUAUGUCAAUGGAUUCCUUCAUAGAUAAAAUGAAUUGGCUUAGAAAUACUAAAAUAGGAAGUCUUGGUGCUGUAUUUCCUUUACCUAUUAGUGUUUUUGGUGACAUAAAUACAAAAUCAUUAUUACCUAACAACAAUAUUAUGCACAAUUUUUUUGAAGGUCAAGUUAAGAAAAAGGAUAAUAUGUCAAAGUUAUACUCACAAUCAAUUAUACUAAGAGGAAUACCUGAGAUAUUUCAUACAGAAUCCAACAAACCUAAAUUAUUUUCUAAUGAUAUAAUCAAUGAAAUAUUUCAAAGUUUCGAAUCAAUCAAAUGUCCAAGUAAUUUCAAAUUUUCAACAAGCAUUGCCUAUCCAAUACCAAAUUCAUUUCCCAAGUAUUUUAAUAAUAAUCAUUUAACAAUUGACGGAUUUAUUGACUCUACAAAAAAUCCAAAUUUAAUUGUAAAUCAAAAAUCUUCCACUACAAAUGAGAAUAAACCAACUGUUAAAGAGAUUCCAAUGUUAACUCACUUUACAAUUUCUAACAAACCAAAGUUAUUUCUUGAUCAAUAUAAAGAGUUUUUAAAUAAACUUGAUUUUAAAAAUUUAAAAGAAUAUCAAGAAGGUGAUAAAGGAAUUGAUUUUGAUGAAUUUUUGGAGAUAAAAGAAUCAUUGUGUAGUCUGUCUGAAAUAUAUGAUCAAGAGUAA
Entrophospora sp. SA101 is the source of this 1647-nucleotide messenger RNA. NCBI's taxonomy places the organism in Eukaryota, Fungi, Glomeromycota, Glomeromycetes, Entrophosporales, Entrophosporaceae. The record is from the annotation of a GenBank genome assembly.